ACUAGCGGUAGGCAAGUGAAGAAAUGAAAGCGAAGCAGUCUCGAAAUGGAUGCAGCCUACCAAACUCACUGACAAUGUUGAGAUUUGAUUUUGGCACGAAGAUUGCGCCAAAUCGCUCAUAUGGAUUGGCAACAUUUUCCUUGGAAUAGAGCAAUUAAGUGUCGAAAUGUCAAUGGAAGACAGAGGUGGUCUGCAAAAGUCAAGAGAAAUAGAGACAAACUGAUUUAAUACAUUUCCAACCAUGGAAAUCGAUAAUGGUGCCGUGAGAGAAGGUGUGUUGGUACCUGUGCUACCAGGUUCGAAAAACUUCGACAACAGCAUUCGGCCUCCACUGCAAAACUCGUACAUGUACAAGGAGUCUAAGCAGUCUUUCAGAUACAACUCUGCUUUCUUGAUAAACAAUGCUACUCUGCAGGAACGGUAUGAGGCUUUCCGAACAAAGAGGAGAGACAUGGGAUACUCAGAGGAAGAAAUGGAGGAGUCCUAUGGCUUCUUGCUGUUUGACGACGAAAAUAAGGCAAAUAAAGUGGGAGAAACUGGUGUUGUCCCUGGACACAGCACAUGUACCACACUUGGAGAUCCUUCAAAGGGUGUGUACGUGUCCAAGUACUCGGACUGCCUGGACUUAAACCGCUGGUACCACGGGAAGUCUGGGUACAUCGCCAUCAUCAGGCUCACCAAGGGCAGGGUCAGAGAGGUGACUGAGAACUACACAGUAAACUACACCUCUCCCUCUAAUGGGUUUGACUGUCAUGUAUCAGAGCAGCUCAGUUCUGUGUCAGCCAACACCAGCUCCUUCCUGGCCUUCGAGAGAACACAGUACUACAUGUAUGAGCUGCCUGUUGGAGGGCCAGUCCAGCCUCCCAGCCAUGUCUGCCCAUUCGCUAUCGUGGCUUUCUCCUAUUGGGAUACCAAGACACCCGCAUCAGAGGAGGAGGAGAAAAGUGCGGAAGAAAAAACAGUCUUUCACUACUAUCCGUGGAGGGGCCAGCUCCAAAUCAGCUCCCAGAUCUACCAUGUGGCUCUGAAGUCCAGCACAGGACCCCUAAUUCCAGCUAAACUUCCAACAAUGAUGUCAGUUGACGGAGCAAUUCAAAUGUCAGAUCUGAGGCAGAAAUUACCGAAGGCUAUAUUUGAAACCUGCUUCUCCGGUGAAGUGUCUCUGGAAGGAAUGGGUUGCAGUCUGUAUGAGCUUGCACCCAGUGAGGCUGAAGACAUCUCUCUCGCUCAGCUCACACAGGACCUCAAGGAGAAAGACCUGGCCCUCACAAUACAGCUGAAUGAUAAUGGUUUUCUUAUACUGUUACAUUCAUCUCACUUCCUCACAUAUGAAGAUACUGGGUCCAGUAAGCCAGAGGUAUUGCAGGGGAUGUUUGUGUUUCCAGACUGCAGAGCUAUACAUAGAGACACCAAGAUCUGCUGGAAGAAGCCCUUCCUCUCACCAGAGUGCCUCCAGGUGGUGCCGGCACUGAACUACGCAGAGGCAGAGGUGGAAAAGUGCCUCCCUUCGCCAAGCGGGGAGCUACGUGGUUUACUAGAGCAGCAUAUUCAGAGCUACGCUUCCCUCAUCCACCCUGGGCUUACCAUCAGUCCAUCCAGGGAGGCCAGCAUCUUCCCAGAUCAGUUUGAUGUUCCUGAUGCCCUCAAAUACCUCUACUCCGCCCCCAAGUGGACUGAGAUGGGAUGGAAACGUCUCAAAUCUUAUUUCCACCAGCCGGGCUCCUUUGAGCUGUCGGUGUCCAGAGCCACGGAGCUUCUGGUGGCAGGGCGAGAGGAGCGAGGAGAUGAGCCGGAUGAUGAUGUCUACUACUGUCUGUCAUCUCCAGAGGGGUCCCCCAUGAGUCCUGCUAGUCUGGGUGGCCCAGAGGAGCAGCAGUCAGGGGGACAGUCCCCAGGAGACACAGCUGACACAGCAGCAGACUUUAGUAAAGCACUUGCUGUGUCAAUGGAGGACUUUGAGAAACCUGGUAAGACUAUGGAAGACAGUAAUGCACCAGACAAAGCAGUAAAGGAAGGAAAUAACUUGCUUUCGAAGGAAGUGCAAGAAAGGUUGCCCUCUGAUCUUAGCAAGCCUCUAAUCCCUGCAGAGGAUUUUGGGAAACCUGGCUUGAACAAGGCACACAGUAAUGCACCAGGGACAAAUUUGCCUCGAAAAGAGGAGCAGGAGGAGCUCCCCUCUGAUCUUUCUCAACCUGCUGUGUCAGCAGAUGACUCUGAAAAACCUGGGAAGACCAAGGCUGACUGUAAUGCACAAGGGGUAAGAAUAGAGGAUGAAGGGACAAGUUUGAACCCAGAGGAGGUUGAAGUUGAUGCACAAGAAAAGGUGCAUUCUGAUCUUUUACAGCCUGCAGUCUCUGCAGAGGACUUGAGGAAAGCUGACCUGGCAACAUUGGGCAAGGCAGACUGUAAUGCACCAGAGGUAGGAGUAGCGAAUAAAGAGACUAACUUGUACCUGAAGGAGGUGCAAAAGGAUAUGCCCUCUCGUGUUUCACAGCCUCCAGUCUCUGCAGAGGUCUUGAGGAAACCUAGUCCGGCCCUGGCGACCAAGCCCAACAGCAAGGCACCAGAGGCAGGCGUAGAGGAUAAAGUGAGAACUUUGCCUCAGAAGGAGGUGCAAGAGGAGGUUCCCUCUGAUCUUUCCCAGCUUGCAGUGUCGCCAAAGGCUUUUGGGAUAGCCAGUAUGAGAGUGAUGAAAAAGGCCACAGAGGUGACAGAGGUUUCAACCUCACCUGCAUCAGGUAACCUCCCAACAGUGUUAGUCAUCACUGCCACUGAAAGAACUGCAACCGUUUUACCUCACAAUGAGAACCUUGACUUGAUCAACACAGAGUCCACCACAAAUAACUCCUCCAGUUUGCCUUGCGCCAAAGUACAGGAUAAGGACGGAAGUGCUCUCAAUGGGCAAUGUGGCAAGGCCAAUCAGCCUUCAAAACCCACAGAGGUCAGUCAUUCCUCUAUAUCUGAUUGGAGGAAACGGCCAAGGAAACGUCAUAGAUUUAGCGGAUUGGGUAAAAGGAUCUUGAGGUCUACAGUGGCUGACUUUGAAGAGAAAGAAAAAGAGGACAUGGAAAGUAUGGAUUCAAGUGAAGUCUACCUAUUAAAAAAGAGAAAGGAACGGAUGGAUAUAAUUCAAGUUAACCCAUUGCAAAAGGAGGAAAGGAUGGAUGUAACCCAAGUUCACCCAUUGAAAAUGCCAAGAGAACUAAUGAAUUUGAUCCAAGAUCCCCCAUUGAAAAAGAAGGAAAAGAUGGAUGUGACCCAAGUUCACCAAUUGAAAAUGCCAAGAGAACUGAUGAAUUUGAUCCAAGAUCCCCCAUUGAAAAAGAAGGAAAAGAUGGAUGUGACCCAAGUUCACCAAUUGAAAAUGCCAAGAGAACUGAUAAAUUUGAUCCAAGAUCCCCCAUUGAAAAAGAAGGAAAAGAUAGAUGUGACCCAAGUUCACCCAUUGAAAAUGCCAAGAGAAUUGAGGAAUUUGAUCCAAGAUCCCCCAUUGAAAAUGAAAAAAAAGGAUUUAAUCCACUAUCACCCAUUGAGAAAUAAAGAAAGUAUGGAUUUGAUUCAUGAUGACCAUCCAUUGAAAAAGAAGACAGAACGGUGGGACUUGAAGGCAAUCAUCUCCGAAUGUGGUAGAAUUUUUGUCCCUCACGGUUCAGAAGUUAUCGCCAAGGAUAUAGAAUCUUUGAAAAUUAAGGGGAAAGUGUUAGAUCACAAACAAUGUGCUGAUGAGAUGAUGGUUGAAGCUUGUAUCAAAGUCCCCCAACCCAUAGAAACAGGAGAUGGACCUAACCUAGAGUUGAACAAGUCAGAUGAGAACAAAGAGUUGCCCAUAGGGAUGUUAGACAGUAAAGACAGUCUGCAUGAGGUCAAAAUGGCUGAUGUAGGCAAGAUGGCCUCUCUGAAUCCCUCAGAACUGGUCCUGAACAAAGACACGGAUUCUCCUUCCUCAGGAAAACACAAAAAGAAGCGUCAAUAUGUUGCAAUAUCCCUGAGUCAACUAAAGACAGUUCUUUCAAGAGGGGGAAAGAGGAGUUCAUCCAUCAAUCCUGCUCCAGAAGAUCAAACAUCACCCUUGAACAAGAAAAGCAAGGCUGAUACUCCUGGCAUGGAUGAAAUGGAAAAUGUUAAUAUCAACAAAGCCAACCCGGACAGAACCACAGGUGCUGUUGAAGUUGCAAAGGAACAGACAUUUGGCCUAGACCCAAAGUUUGCAUUAGCGUUAGGCUUGACUCCUACGGAGUUGCAUAAUGACGCACACAAAUCUCCAGAAAAAAGUGAUAUUCCAUUAAAGAAAGAUAUUCAGAGCAGACUGGACCUGGUCCCACCUCAAGCCACAUCUGACCAAACGUCUGAGGCGUUGCCUAGCUCCCCUUCAACAACAGUCAUCUUAGCGAGUCAGAGGAGACCAUUCAAAAAGAAACACGAGCACGCAGACUCCAUUAGGAAAAAAUGGUGGUUGCAUUAUCGCUCACCAGCUUCUUUAGAAAGUGAGAAAGUAGCUAUAUCCUCCCAACUAGUGACACUUGACCCGGAUGUCAGCCGUGUUGUCAGUAGGGGUAGGCCCUGCGAAGGUGCCAGCGCUGUAUCAUGCCCACCUGCAGAUUCUCUGACCCUAUUGGCCGAUAUGGCUCGCAGUACUAGUAAUGACAAGGUACUGGAACAACAGUCAGACCCAAAGGCUCUUGAGAAACAAGAUGACCACCCAAGUUUGGUGAUAAGUGACAACAGUGUCAAAGAUGGCGUCUCUCCUCAUGAUCCAGAUGGUGAGCCAGAAUUUGUCCUUCCUGCUCUGCUGAAGCACCCUUCUGCUGCUAGGCUUAAACUCCCCCCUCAGUCUCCGUCACCCAAGGGGCUGGUGGUGGGGAGUGGGGAGCGGGUUGUGUUAGUCUCACAAGAACAUUCAUACUCACUGCCGCCAUCCUCUCUACUAUUGGGUUUGUCAGGUUCAAUCCUUCAAGUCUCCAUUUCGGAGGGACUUCAGCAGCAUCGCAAGGAUAUCUUUGCUGACGGAACUCAAACACUACGGGCCUUCCUGUGUCAGCAGAAGGACCAGAACAGGAAGGAACCCGGAUUGGCUCCGGAAUCCCUGAGCAAAGGAAUCGGGUGCAGGCAGAAGUUCCAUCGCUUCCGGCAGUUCAUUGAAAAAGAUGGCUCAGUUCAAGUGACAAGGCUGUGGAAGGAAAACUAUAACUUUAAUUCAGACAGCAAGUUUACCAACGACCCUAAGGAUAAAACAGUUAUUAGAGCCCUACAUGGCCCAUGGGAUUUUGACAUUAAGGACACAAAGGAACAGGUUCAGCUCAUUAUCCACAUGUGGAUAGGUCUUUUCUACAGCAGGUCCACUGCGAGGUUCUGCCAGGCAGACUCAAGUCUAACAUGUUUGGGAAAAAAGGAUUCUACAGAAGUGGCUCAUGGAAUGGUACCAGCCCAUGUUCAACCUGAGACCAAGACAAGUUCCCCUGCUUAUAUAGCCCUCUCCAGGAUACCAGAACCUGAAGUUUUGGACCUUAGUAACAUGGGUAAAAAAGAAGCACAACCAUUAAGCCUGGAAGCUGAGGUAUUGGACCUUUCAAUGAAAACAACCUCAACUGUGCUAGACUCUCUAGACACAGAGUCUAAGCAGAGAAUAGAUUUAAAAAAUCAUCCAGUAUACCUACCAGCAACUGGCCUGCACAAGGAAACCAUCUCUUGUCCAAAACGAAGUACAGGUGUUGAGUUAAAGGUUUACAGAGACCGUGUGGACAGCGUGAUGUCAGAACAAUCAAGUGACCUGGGUGAUGAUGAAGACUAUGAAACCAACAACCAUGAGAAUGACAGCAAGGGUACCCUCCAAAAUGGUGUGUCCCCUUACGAAAGAACUUUGGAAAGUGAUCGAUCGUACAUACUUCUGUGUGAACAGGCAGCAAGUGUGUACAUUCAUCAAGAAAAGCUCCUGGAGACUCAAACUGCUCAGGUUUUGGAGGGCAACAACAAAAAGCUCCUCCAAAAGGAGGAGAUGACGGGUGAUGGAGAACCAAACGCAGCGCGUCUUAAAACCAUGGGCUAUAAAGAUGUCAAUAAGGAGCAACAACUUAAAGAUAACGAUUCAGUCAAAACAAUACCAUACACAGAAGUGCAGAUGGAUGGUGAUGCUGCCAAUAUGGCUGACACAGUUGAGCGUAAUGCAAAUGAAGCCAGAGAUGGGGCUCACGUUGCCAUCUCUGAUGGCAGUGAGUCAAAAGAGGAGAUGCACAAAGUAGAUCACAACGUGAAGGAUUCUGUUGAAGCCGCAAAACCAGAAGCAGUGCAUGCUGGGAAAGAUACCACAAACAAGGAAAUCACAAAAACACAAACUGCUGUGCAUGUUGGGAAGGAUUUAAUUGAUAAUGAUAAGGCACUCAAAGCAGUGCACAGUGAAAAUGUUCCCAGAGAUUAUGAAAACACCAAAGACCAGGUGCAAACUGCAAUGCAGGAUGGGAAUGAUACUAAAGAUGAGACCCUAGCAGCGAUGAUUUGUGGAGAAGAUUCAGGAGAUAAAGCACCACCUGUGGUGUGUGAUGGGAAUACAUCUGUGGCUGAGGCACUACCAGAGAUAUCACAUACUGAAAAUGAUUCCCAAAAAGCAACACAGUCAGUGGUGCAUGGUGGAAAUGAUCCGAGAGGUACGACACUACCUGUGAAAUGUAAUGGCAAGCUGUACAUAGACGUAGAACCCACUGUAGUGCAUGAUAUAAAUGGUUCCACGGAUGAGGAACUACCAAUGGGACAGGGUAGGGAUGUUUCUGCUGGGACUAGCAGAGUACUGCCAGAGAUGCAUGGUGAGAUUAAAUGUAAAGGUGAUGUACUGCCCACGCAAGUAUUUCCACUAUGCGAUGGGAACAUGCCUUUUGUAGGCGAGUUUGACACACUCAUUCAGCCCAAUAAUGUUUUAGGAGUGGCUAGACAUGAAAUAGAUGAGGCUGAUGUAGAAACUAAAGAACAGGAAAAAGAAUUGAUGCAGGGUCAGAGUAAAUCUGAUGAUGUCACAACUCAAAGUUCCACAACAUUCCCGCCAGGGUCCCAACAUUCUCAAGACGAGACAUUAGAAAUACUGACAGGUCAGGUAGAAAUACCACCGAUUCCCAGUGAAGACAUCGCACACACAGAUGUUCUACAUUCAAUAGGUGAGGCAUCAGAGAUGGCGCAAAGUCAGGUAGAAAUUCCAUUUUUUGGAGAAGAAAUACCAUUCAUUGGAGUAGAGAAGGAUAGCCAGGAUAUCAAUCACACAGAGGUGCAUGAUACUCACCCAAGUCAGAAAGAGACACGGAUCACAGUCUGUGAUAGUGCUAAUGUGUUAUCAGGUGAAAUGCUAGCAAAAAUAGUUUCAAAGGGAACAGAAUCUGUCAGUCGAUGCCCAACUGUGGAUGAGGUGCUGUAUGGUUACAUCCCCAUUCCUGACAUCUGCAGUGCCUCCCUGGCCAUCUGCGAUGCCGAUGGGGUCAGCAAACCCCUCAGCACUGGGCAAGGUUACAGCAGAUGCCCAACUCCGACAGAAGACGAGCUACCUUUCGUUCCAGGAUUUUCUUAUGACCAUCACUCACCAAACACUGUUUUGUUGCCCAAUGCGAAAGACACCAACAGUCCCAACCUCGAUAGUAGUCUUGCGCUCAUUGAAAAUGAAAAGGAUCAUCAUGAACCAAGUCUUAGUCUCUAUAAAGCUAGGGCUGCUACUGGGUUGCACAAGCUGCAUAAAUCCAGCAACAAUAACAAACCAAAUAAUCUGGAAGCCAUUGAUAAUCAGUUCUCUCAAGUAUUGGCUGAUCCUCGCAAGAACCCAAUCGCCACUAGCACACCUCUCAACACUCCCUCAUCUUCUUUAAAGGAAAGAAGCGAUUACGAUCCAUAUUCAAAUAUGCGACUUGCCGCUGUUGAACCAGACCUGCAUGCUCAUUCAAGUCGCCAUUCGCUGCAUAGUUUCUCUUACUCGUUUCCCAACACCCACUGUUCCGUAACAGAGAAAGCUGCUUUCUCUGUGCCAUCAAUCCACCCGGAAGUCCUGUCCAAUGAAACAACAUUAAUUGGGAACUUUAGUGAAAUCGCUUUAGAAAGAGAGACUUUCUUGCGUCCUGCCUUAAGUGAGCUCAUCCUACAGUCCACCCGUCUGAGUAUUCCAUCUGGCAGUGGACCUAAAGCAGCUUCUCAGAACUUUUCAGUGCACAGUUUUACUCAGCCCCAGCCAAACAGCCAGCAACCUGCCAUGAUUGUGAAUCUCUCCAAGAGUGAGGACAGCAGAGGACAGUACAACUGGGAAGAAGGACAAACAGAUAUUGACCCUAUGUCUUCAGAUGACCUAAAAAGCAAACAAACCGAUACCCCUGUCCGCUCAAACACUAAUGCUCAGCCUUAUAACACACAGUAUGCCACAGAGAUGAGACAGAUUGCAGUUUUGCAAGAUUAUGAGGAUGUUAUGGCUGAUGAGGAUGUUAUGGCUGAAAAUGAGGCGCCUUCUGUAGAUAAAGACAACAUUGAAUCCAGUUUAAAGACCAAUUGGAUAUCAGAUGACAAACAUUUAAGAAGUAAAUUCCGGUUGAAUAAAACAAGACUUGACUUCAUCAACUCUUUACGCCAGUCUCAGGAAUGGGAGCAAAGGGAAUUUUAUGGGGUGUUGGACUUCAGCAAGCAAGGCACUUCCUCGUCGGUCACCUUCCAGUCUGAAGUAUCAGACAAAAUACUUUCCCAUAUGGAAGAGAACCAACAUGAGUGGUUAAAGUAUUGUAGGGCUAAGAGGAGUGGCAGCCAGAUGGAUAUGACCAAGGAAGAAGACUCCUCAGUGGCAAAGCCACGCUUAGUUACUGUUUUUGAUCGCAAAGGAAACAGAAUCACCUAUGAAAACUAUCCCGUUUUGAAACCUACAGCAAGCAUGCACACACGGACAGUUCCUGACUCGAACAGACAGGGCUUGAGCAGUUUUCUGGAGUUCUCCAAGAGGUGGGAUGAUGCACAUAACGCUGAUGAAUCUGAUCUUACUCAGUCAUCUAUGGAUCUGGAGACCCUCAUCUUCUCAGAGAGAAUGAACCAGAUGCUAAAACGUAAGAGUAGUAGCAGCAGCAGGUACAACCGAUCGAGACACCGCAGGUCAAACGUAGAAGAAAGAGCUUCCACCAGUAGCCCGGCUGUGACAGUGCACUUUUCCAGUCUACAGGAGGAUCAGGAAAGCUCCGAGGAGCACUGGGAGGCGAUACCGUCACUUGCAGGACAAAAGAUCAGAGUGGAGAUGCCUGAAAGGAUGGCUAUGCCUGAAGAGACAGAUGGAGAACCUCAGCAUCUUAAGAAACUUUCCUGUACAAAGGGCAGUGAGAUGACGCAUGUAAAAGUUUCAGAUCUGGUUGUGGAUAGUUUCAAGGCGUACCAUGCUAUGAUGACUGAGGUCUGCGCAGGCAAAAAAUACCCAUCCAGAACUGAGAGACUCAAGAGGGAAGAAGCAAAGAGAAACAGUUCGCCAAAGUCUCGAGCUCCAAGCAAAGACUUCUGUGGGCAGAUGAAGGAGGACAUGUAUGACAGCCUGCAUGAUAAUCUGAACUCUGUUGUGAGACAGUCAUGUAAGAACAAGUUCAGGUUCUACAUACUGGUGACAUCAUCUGACCCAUUCUUCAGAGAGACGAAGGAGCUGUUAGAAGCAGAGGGCCACAUUGCAGUAGAACAGUCUCAAUUCUGCCUUGGAAAGGAUAGUCCAUCGUGCCCUCUACACAUCAUCUUAAGGAAUGAAGAUAUUGCUGAACACAUUUGUGAGGUCCCUCACUUGCUUGAGUUGAAGAAGGCUCAGAAUGUGUUGUUUGCUGGUAUUGACCGUCCUGAUGACAUCGUGAACCUGACCCACCAAGAACUCUUCGGCAAAGGCGGUUUUGUGGUGUUUGAGGGAGCAGCUCUGCACACACUCAGUCUCAGCAACAUGAAGAAAAUGUCUGGUUUUCUGGAGGGACUGAGUAAAAAAGGGAAGUGGAAAUGGCUGUUGCACUACAGAGACAGCCGGAAGCUUAAAGAGAACGCACGGUCUAGUGCGGAAGCACAAGGCAAAAAAAUCUUCAUGGAUGUCUGCCAGGAGGCUGGAAUGGUGGAGGUCUUACCCUACCAUGAAUGUGAUGUCAUUUCAAGGGAACGACCCAACUACCUCCACUGUCUAGUUCGCCUGCAGGUCCAGAAUGUAUCUGCUCGUUUACCUGUAUUUAUAACUGACACAACGGCAGACAAAGCGUUUGCAAAACAUGGGAUCUUCACAAUGAAUAUUAACUCUUUCCUGCUGAUUUCUGAGAGUGACACAUGCACUAUUUCUUAAGCUGAUGGGGAAGCUGUCCACAGAAGUCCUCAGUACAUCAAAAUGCAAUAACAUUCUAUUUAUAAAGCCCUUUUUUUUGUUGUCAAAGUGAUUUCAAUUAACCCGACCAAGAGGCCAAUGAGCAGCGGCAAAGAAAUACUCUAAGGAAACCUUCAAACCUCGAGAGGAACCACUCGGAAGGGGGAGGCCCCUUUAAGAAAUAAGCAUUUGUAUUCCAAAAUCAACUUUUUAAGGAAUUCUUGGGAGUUCUCUCAGAAGUUUAAUACAUACUGACGAUCUAACCCAGAUCUAAAUCAUUGUAGUGUAAUAAUACAAAAAAAAGAUAUGUUUAUAUCAAGGCUAAAAACAUUUACUUAGAUCAACGUUUUGGUUCCUUUGUGUAAAUUGCCUUCAAUUCCAUGUAGAUUUAUUUAUUCAUAUUUUUUUUAUAACAGGUAGAUUGUGUAUAGAUUAACAUCUGCUUCAGGCAUUAUAUUUCAUCAAUUGUGUAUUUAUAUGUAUGUUUGUAAAGACAUUUAUUGUACUUUUGCGAUAUAAAGAAAUUGAAGUACUGUU
This is a messenger RNA of Salmo salar (Atlantic salmon), 10843 nucleotides long. RefSeq lists its product as uncharacterized. Lineage: Eukaryota; Metazoa; Chordata; Actinopteri; Salmoniformes; Salmonidae. The record is from RefSeq and is a predicted model, not a curated record. Gene Ontology annotation, biological process: negative regulation of gene expression, epigenetic. Gene Ontology annotation, cellular component: nucleoplasm.